CGUCCAACCAACGCGGCGGUGCUGCCACACACAAAGCUUGAAACCUAAGCAAAGAUCCAUCCUUGGAUCGACCGCUGUUGCUUGCACGACCAUUCUCGAUAAACCAAUCGAGAUUGGUUCACUCUCUGUUUCCUCUCCCAAUCUUUCGAUACAGAGUAUUGACUUUUUGAUGAGAUUUUUGUGGGUGGUUUGAUCUCGGAAUGCUGCUUAAGAACUUGGUGAAGGUGGGCAGCAGGAUUGAUUGCUGUGAGUUGUGAUUUUUUGUCUGCGUGCUUCGUUCAUUGUUUUACCAAAACGCCUUCGAGGGAUUCAAAGCAGGAACGUUCUCUUUGAAGUUUACCCAUUCAGAUUGCUGUACGACUUAUAGAACUACAAGAAGUUUGGAGAUGGCAGAAAUGCAAAGCAUAGAAAAAAGUUCGGGGGGAUUGGGUUCUGAGGAUAAAAUAACAAAUAUGGGCAUCUUGAGGAGGAGGUCCACAGGAGACGUUAUCAGGAAACCUGCAUCAUCCCCUGUUUCAAGUGAAGAAAAAGUCGUUUCCCGUUAUCUUAGAGCCUCUACGAGCUCCUGUCAUGAUGUCUGCAAAUAUGGAGGAAGACAUGCUUUUGAAUCAAAAGAAAAGAAGCCUGUUUCUCUUUUAUUUCGGCAAAAACGCAGUGCAGGAAAACGAAUGGACAAAAAAGAUGCAUCCAGUGGCAAGGACAGAAAACAGAAAUCAGAUGCCAAAUUCGUGAAAUCAGCACCGAACUUGGAAACUGGCUUUUCUCUAAAAAUGGUAUGUGGUUCCAGCCAAAAGGAUUUGAUGGAAAAUUCUCCUGUGGUAUCUGAUUCUGUCCAAAACUAUUCGAUGGACAAUUUUCCUGUAGCUGGUUGUCCAGGAGACUCAGGGGACAUAGCUGAUAAGCUAAUAGCAACAACUGUAUUAGAAACCACAGAUGAUAACGAGGCUAAACAAUCAGGUUCCUCAGCUCCCUUCAAGUCUCCUGCACAGGGAAAUGGGGACUUGAGAGUACAGAAAGACAGGAGUAAAAUUUGUGCAGCUUCGAAACCUCCAGGGGCGGUCCAGUCACCUCAAAAACAAGUAUGGGACUCAAAACAAGAACUUCCAACAGAAUCUGCAUUCCCACAUGUUUCAAGAGAUUUAGGUGGCGUAGCUGAUGGAGGGACAAAAUUUAAGGACAAUGAAGUAUCAGAAACUAAAGAGUUAAAAGAAGCAGAAUUGAAUGCUUUGUCCUUGCACAGUCAGGACCGUGGAGCUGCAGUGUUGAAAUCAAAGAAGCAUCAAGCAAAAAAUCCUUCAUCACCAAGGAAACGUGAAUCACAUUCCAAGUCAUUGCUGGCUCCAAACCGAAAACCUUUGGCUACAAAAACUUCAUUACCACCCUCCCAGUCAUUGCUGGCUUCAAACCGAAAACCUUUGGCUGCAAAAGCUCCAUUAUCAAACCUUUCCAACAAUUCUGGUGGCAUACCCAACGGGCAUAAGAAAGCAAAUGAUGCAACAAAAGUGAAAGGGAAAAGAGAAGUCAGGUCAUCAGCUCCUUCAUCUUUCAACUCUCCUGCUCCUAGAGUUGCACACCCAGGCUCGAAGAAGCAUCACAAAAAUAGUUCACCUUCACCAUCGUCUCUUGUGAAUGGAGGGUCAGGCUUAAAGACCACAAAGUACUUGGAGAAGAAGCACACCGUUCCUGAGAAGAAGACAGGGACCGAUGUUCUAUCUACUGUUGAUGUUAGUUGCACCGAGACAGAAAACAAAAUUGUCAACAUUGGUGACGUUUGUGCUAGUGAAUCGAAGAAACUGUCACCAGAAUUGUCACCUGGUUCAGUUCCACCAUCUUCACCAUUACCAUCAUCAUUGACAUCAUUAGAAGAGGACCAAGAAUCUCAAUUAACGGGUAGCACAUAUGAAGAUGUUGGCACUGAAACUGAAAAUGCAGCAAAAAUUUCAAGUCAGGAGAAGCAAAUGUCUACGAGGGGUUGUGGAGUUCAGAUUCAAGGUAAAGAACAAAUGCCACAUAAAUUGAUAUUUAAGUCAGGAAAGGUAAUUGAUAAUCAGUCUGAGAGCGAUGGCCCCAGAAGGCUAAAAUUCAGACAGAGCAGGGUGAUCGAGAACAAAGAUGGGACAGAUGAAAUAGGGAGAAGGACUUUCAGGAAGAAGAGAAGCCCCUCCGCCAAUAAUGGGGGAAAUGCUCAUGUUGGUCCAGCUGUGGUGUUGAGACAUCAAGAUGUUCAGGCUAAACAAGAUGCUCAAGACUUUAAUCAAGUUAUUGAAGAAACUGCAAAUAAGCUUGUGAAAAGCAGAAAGAGCAAGGUGAAAGCUCUGGUUGGUGCCUUUGAAACAGUCAUUUCCCUCCAGGAAACUAAAUCCGUUGUCAGUUAACAAGUGGAACAGGUCCUGUUCCCUGCUUUCUGAUACAUAUACAUAUAAUCAAAGCGGUAUUAUACAUGAAUGAGUGAAAUGCUUGAGGUAUUCUAAUACAGAUUAUAAAAGGUUAAGCUGAAGUGAGUUUCAUUCAAGAAUCAAAAUGAGUUUUGCUUCUUUUCUGUGAAUAAUCAGUUUGUAAAUUUACUUGCAUGCUGUAAUUUUUACAUGAUACCUGCGAAUUUUCCUGGAGAUUUGCUAAUGACAUGCACAUGCAUGCACGUGCUUGCAUCUGCUACUUGUUUCCUGAUUGGAGAUACAAAGGCAAAAUUAUACAUUUC
Nymphaea colorata (pocket water lily) is the source of this 2698-nucleotide messenger RNA. RefSeq lists its product as uncharacterized. The record is from RefSeq and is a predicted model, not a curated record. NCBI's taxonomy places the organism in Eukaryota, Viridiplantae, Streptophyta, Magnoliopsida, Nymphaeales, Nymphaeaceae. Gene Ontology annotation, molecular function: calmodulin binding. The transcript is spliced from 4 exons. The coding region runs from base 387 to 2375 and encodes 662 amino acids.